Molecule: messenger RNA, 2681 nt
Organism: Lactuca virosa
Lineage: Eukaryota; Viridiplantae; Streptophyta; Magnoliopsida; Asterales; Asteraceae
Source: the annotation of a GenBank genome assembly
AUGCUCUCCCCCAUACCAAAUCUUGCUUCUACUUCUUUGGAGGAAGCCAAUGCUCUUCUUAAAUGGAAAGCAAGCCUUGAAAUCCCAAACAACUCCUUGCUCUCUUCAUGGCUUCCCCACCCUUCAAAUUCCAAUGCAUCAAUUCCAUGCACUUCAUGGUUUGGAGUAGUUUGCAAUGCUAAUUGGAGGAUUCAGAGGUUGAGCCUCAGUUCAUCUGGCUUAAAAGGUACACUCCACCAGUUUUCAUUCUCUUUGCUACACAAUCUUACACAUCUUGAUCUCAGUGUAAACAACUUCACCGGACCCAUCCCAUCACAAAUCCAACUCCUAUCCAAACUUGUUUAUCUUAAUAUUUCAUUGAAGAACUUUUGUGGAGUAAUCCCACGUGAAAUAGCAAAUAUUCGCCAGCUAACCGACUUGGACCUUUCCAAAAACAAUCUAAUUGGUUCCAUUCCACAAGAAAUAGGAACCAUGGUGUCACUUAAGGGCAUAAGCCUCGCUUUAAACCAUAUAUCUGGCUUAAUUCCUUCAUCAUUGGGUGAUCUAACAUCUUUGAAUAUCCUUUAUUUGUUCUAUAAUAAACUCUCUGGUUGCAUUCCCAGUGAACUUGGGAAUUUGAAGUCUCUCACUGAUCUUGAGUUGAGCCUAAAUCAACUUAGUGGUUCUAUUCCUUCAUCACUAGCAAACCUCAGCAACCUACAACGUCUGUUCCUCGUUUCAGGUUCAAUUCCAGAAGGACUCGGAAGGUUAGAUUUGAUUAAGCUAGAAUUGGAUGACAAUCAGUUGUCUGGCAAUUUGCCUGAUGAUCUGUGUCAUGGGGGGAUGCUUCAAAAAUUGACAGUAUCAGGUAAUCAACUCACUGGUCCUAUUCCAAGAGGUUUAUUGAAUUGUCCUAGCUUAAUAAGAGUUCGUUUUGAUCAUAAUCAAUUAAGUGGAAAUAUAUCGAAUAGCUUUGGGUUCUAUCCAAGCUUAGCUUACCUUGAUAUCAGUCACAAUCAUUUUCAUGGGGAGCUUUCUCAAAACUGGAGUAAAUGCAAGAAUUUAACAGUCUUAAAUAUGGGAUACAACAACAUCAGUGGUUACAUACCUCGAGAGUUUGGAAGUUCAACUCAACUAAGAAAGCUUAAUCUUUCUUCAAAUCAUUUUAUUGGUGAGAUCCCAAAGGAGUUGGGGAAGAUGACAAGUAUGUUGUAUUUGUCUUUGGCUGAUAACCAUCUUUCAGGUAUUAUACCUCCAGAGCUUGGAUCACUGCAUGAUCUCCUUGCUAUCGAUCUGUCCUCAAAUAGAUUAAAUGGCUCGAUACCAAGAAGUGUUGGCAAUUGGACACACAUCUACAACUUGAAUCUUAGGAACAACAAGCUCAUUGAUAAAAUUCCAUCUGAGAUUGGUAAAUUAGUUCAGCUUACAGAACUUGAUUUAUCUCAGAAUUUGCUCAAGGAAGAGAUACCAUCUGAAGUACAAAGUUUGCAAAGUUUGCAAAAAUUGAAUCUAUCACACAAUAGACUGUCUGGUUCUAUUCCUGAUUCUAUUAAAAGUUUGCCACGUGGGACUGAUAUCGACUUGUCUUACAAUGAGCUCACAGGUCCAGUUCCCACUAACACUAACUUUGUGAAUGUGUCCAUAGAAGGCAAUCUACAUUUGUGUGGAAAUUUUACAGGACUAAAAUUUUGUGCAAGUCAAAUCUCGAAGAAGAAAAAUGAUCCCUUUCAUCAUCAACUCAUCCUUGUAAUUAUGCUCCCUCUUAUCGGGGCAAUUUUACUUGGUUUUUUCAUGUGUGGCCUCAUUGCUUAUCGAAAACGAAAGAGACAUUCUCCACAGAAACCAUUGGACAAAGAAGGUGGUGAUUAUUUCUCCAUAACAAGCUUUGAUGGAGGAGUAGCGUAUGAUGACAUCUUGAAAGCAACAAAUGAUUUUGAUGAAGCAUACUCUAUUGGAACUGGAGGAUAUGGGAUUGUGUACAAAGCCGAGCUACAGCCUAACAAUGUGCUAGCUGUCAAAAAACUUCACUCAUCAUCUGAGAAUGUUGAUCAUAAUGGAUUCCUUAAUGAGGUAGGAUCAUUAACGAACAUAAGGCAUCGAAACAUAGUAAAACUCUAUGGAUAUUGCUCCCAUGUUCGCCACUCAUUUUUGAUUUAUGAAUACCUUGAAAAGGGAAGCCUUGGAUCAAUCUUAAGAAGCGAUGUCUUAGCAAAGGAAUUGGAUUGGUUGAAAAGGGUCAAUAUUGCACAUAUUUCUGAUUUUGGCACAUCCAAGCUUUUAAAGCUAGACUCAUCAAACUGGACCGCAAUUGCAGGCACCUAUGGUUAUAUCGCGCCAGAGCUUGCUUAUACAAUGGUGGCAACCGAGAAAUGUGAUGUGUUUAGCUUUGGGAUUGUUGCACUAGAAGUGAUCAUGGGAAAGCAUCCCGGUGAACUACCAACAUUGUCUGCUGAUUAUCUGGUGUUAGCAAAUGUAGGAGAUAGUCGGAUUCCACUUCCAUCGCCACAAGCUGAGAAACAAGAUAAGUUGGUGUUGAGUCUCUCAAGAGCAUGUUUGAACUCCAAUCCAAACGGAAGACCAACAAUGCGCCAAGUUUCAAAUCUAUUGAUGAAGGAUCUGCUUUAAAUUGACAUUUGUUGUCUGAUCGAUAUAGUGUACUUUCAAUGUUCUUUACUUUUAUCAAGUUCCCUAUAUGCAUCAUG